UACUCCAGGUGUCUUUAUCCCCAGCAGCUUUCGCUCUCUGAAGCUGUUGUGGCUGCCAGCGACGUCACAUAAAAACUUCACAAUCACAAUGCGCAGCUCAGACCCAUCCUCUCUUCCAGAAAAGCAUUGAAGCAACUCAUCUAAUCACGGAUAAAGUAUACGACUUUAACAACAAUGGCUCUCUAAAGCUGCCUUGUAAAACCCCGAAAGAUAAAGCCGCGCACAAAGCUGCUUCUCUUCUGGAGUUUGUCAGUUUUGCACGAGAGCUUCCUGUAAGUUUUAAGUGAAAUGGCAGGGCACGAAUGGAAUGAUUGGUUUGAACGAGAGGAACUAAUCGGACAGAUCAGCGACAUCAGAGUACAGAAUUUACAAGUUGAAAGAGAAACCGUUCAGAAGAGGACAUUUACAAGGUGGAUCAAUUUGCAUUUAGAGAAAUGCAAACCUCCUUUGGAAGUGACAGAUUUAUUUCAGGACGUCCAGGAUGGGAAGAUCCUGAUGAUACUGCUGGAGGAGCUCUCAGGCUGUAAGUUGCUUCAUGAAUUCAAACCAUCGUUGCAUCGCAUUUUUCGGCUCAACAAUAUUGCAAAGGUCUUGAAGUUUUUGGAGGAAAGACAUGUAAAGUUGGUCAGCAUCGAUGCUGCUGAUGUUGCAGAUGGCAAUUCCUCCAUUGUUCUUGGAUUGAUAUGGAACAUUAUUCUUUUCUUUCAGAUCAAAGAACUGACAGGAAAUAUCAAGAAUAGAGUUUUGUCUUCCUCAAGCCUCUCCUCUCUGCAGAACAGCACAGAUUCAGAUACAUCACACCCCAGCACACCAACUGAGGAAAGGCUCUUGUCAGUUUCACUGAAGGGUCAAAGGACAGCCAUUAAGACACUUCUGCAAUGGGUACAGAGACGCACAAGGAAGUAUGGAGUGGCUGUUCAAGAUUUUGGAAAAAGUUGGAAGAGUGGCCUAGCUUUCCUGGCCAUUAUUAAAGCAAUUGACCCCAGCUUGGUAGACAUAAAGAAGGGUCUGGAGAAUACUGCUGGGGAAAACCUAGAGGAUGCCUUCAGAAUUGCAUACUAUAACCUGGGCAUUCCUAGACUUUUAGAACCAGAAGAUAUUACCAUUGCUACUCCUGAUGAACAGUCCAUUAUGACUUAUGUCUCUCUGUUUCUUGAACAUUUUCCUGAGCUUGAGGAGGAUGAAGUAUCAGACAUUAUUGAAAAAUCUGUUUCUCCAGUUAAGGAUAAUUCUCCAGUAAAUGGGCUUCAUCAGAAUGGAGAUCAACCUUACGUUGUGAGAAAUGACUGGGUACAGCCCCCACCAAAGAUCUUCAUUUCUUCUGUACGAGAUAAGCCUGAACAAAUGUCACCUCCUGCGUACGAGACUCUAAAUGAUAGACAUAACCAGCCUUGGAACAGUGAAGAAGACUCUUCAGACUCCAUCUCAAGUCACACAGAGGCAACUGCUUAUCCACAGCUGCCAUUAGAACUGAGAGUGGGAGUAUCUUGUGUGGUUCAAAGUGCAAAUUCUGCCCAACGAUCUUUUGUCGGAGGUACACCCGAUUCUUUGUAUGAGUUUGUAAGUGAAGAAUUUGAUGGAAAGAUCCAGGAAAACGAAAAUCGCAGCCAGUUGAAUGGUAGUCAGUUGCCAGUUGUUCAGAAAGGGGAGUUGCUCAUCAAUGGGGAAUUAGUAGAAACUGAUAAAGAUACUGAGGAACCUGGUAGAACCUCUCCAUUACAGGGACAUGCCAGGGAAGAUUACAUUUUUGAAGACCUUUUCAUAGAUGAGAGUACUUUUUCUGAAAUAUCUGAAGCUAGCUUUAAGGUGAAAUCUAAAUUACCUUCAGAGGAAGAAGAUGCUUACAAAUACAUUUUGGAUCUUCCUGAACAAGAAAAUGCCCAGGAGGUGUCCUCAGAACUCUGUGGUGAAGAGGAGAAGGUGGCCACAGUCAAAAAGGCACCUAAUACGUCAGAGUCCGCUUUAGAAAAAAGUGAACCACACAAUGCUUUAGAAGAGAUCUCUACAGUAGAACACAGAUCUAAUGCACUGACAGUACCAUCCAAAUGCAACGAUGCACCAUCAGAAGAGAAUCCAGAAGCAAUGCAAAAGAUUGAUUCCAUUGCACUUGAAAGUAAGCCUGCUUCUGAAGAGCCUUCUAAUAAGGAACUGUGUCCAAUUAAUGGUAGUCAAGCACAGGGUGUAAGUCAAAGUCCUGUUUCAGUAACACCUUUACAUCUUGUCUACUACCCUCACUACAAUGUGGCCAUUACAGACAUCAUUGAAGCAUUCUCCCCGCCAGUCACUGAAGGUACAGAACAUCUCCAGGUUACAAGUUCAUCACGGGAUGUAGUUUCUAAUGUUAAGAGAGAUAUAAAGCCAUGCUCUGAGCUUCAAGGUAACACAUUGCAAGCUGUACCUUCUGCUACAUUGAAUCAAAUGAAUGGAGGAAAUCAGGAAUAUUUGGAGGAUUCCACUAAAGUUGAAGAAAACACAGUGAUGUUUAAUUAUUCUGUUGCUCAGGUUAUAACAAAAACUGACCAAGGUGUAGAUCAAGAGAGUUCUUUUAAUUCUUCAUCCGAACAUACUCACGAAGAACAAGUUGAGGAGUUAGUGCUUGAAGAGGGUGUGGAGGAGCAAAGUGUACAGCUGAAUGCAAAGCCAGAGAUAAAGGGGAAUCUUGAGGUUGUAGAGCACCUGGUUGAAGGCAUGAUGCCAACAGUCAAAGAAACAGAUUUGGGUGAAGAAUGCAAUGAUAUCAAGGAUGGCAGAGAGUCAUCUGAUAGCAAGAGUGGAAUCUCAGUUCUAACAGAAGGACGUGAUGAUGACUUGGAAAACACAGAGCACACAGAAAUCAUAAGGAGGAACAAUGUACACUCUGAAGACUCAAUAACCGAGAGCCACAUUUGCCCCAAGUUGUCCCAUAGGAAACAGACAACAAGUAACCAGAUGAAGGAAAAUGGAAGUGAAAAUGACCAUCUUAUCAGUUCUAAUAUCAGUGGAGAAUACCAAGGUCAGGAGAGCUCAGCAGUUAAAGCAGCAAGGAAUUCCGAAGACCCCAGUAAUGGAACCACUCCAGGGAUUUACCUGCUUAUAUUCCUUUGGAUCCUGGUUUACUGUCUUAUCAUUAUUCCACAGUUGAACUAUGAUUGACUCUUUUUAAUGUACUACUGAUGUCAGUUGGCGUGGCAUAAUGUAAACAUCUCUUUAGUUGAGAUACUCAGUAUAUUUUCUCAGCAGAACAGGCUACUAAAUUAGACAAAGACUGUCCUUACUUUCAUUUUCCAUAUUCUUGCACAUGUUUUUAAAAUCUGGCUUUAAAACAGGUUUAUAUAACUCUGGGAGCGGUUUAGGGUUACAGCAGCUUUUUCUUUUUAUAAAGAACAAGAAUGCUUUGGAAGAUUAAAAGUAAUCCCUAAUUGUUAAUUUGGGUUUUCUGAUAUCAUUAUGAUUUUAGUAGCUGAUUCCCGUGACCAGUAUAUAUAAAACAAUAUAACAAUUACACAUGAAUCGUGCGUUCCCUGCAGUGUGUUCACUGCCAUUAUAAACAACUGCAGUUUAUGAGUUGUAAUAUCAAUCUCAGUUUUCAUGUUAAAUUGAUGUUAUGUUUUGACUAUUAUUUUUGUACUAUAAAUAUGUAGUGAAACAUUUUUAAAAGAAGCUGAACUUUGAAUUUGAAAGCAUCGUUCCACGUGCAAAGUUGCGCUUUGAUAGCAGUAAAUUGCCAAAGAUAUUAAGGCUGGGCCUUUGCUUUUUCUUAAAACUAUUUAUGAUGAAUUCACUUUAUUCUACUCAGCUUCAUGAUUUUAGCCACUCCUGGAGUAUAUUAUUAAUGUUGAAGUUCAGAAAGACAUUCAUACAAGUUUAAAUGUUUGCUAUCAUAUUCUUACAUACCCAAAGCUUUGAAAAACAAAUAAUACAAGCAAAAUAAAACUCUUUGUUAUAUUGUAAUAUUGUAUAUUUCAAUAAGGAUGUCUGUUUUAAAUGUAUUAGUGGAUUAUGUCAUAUGCUUAAUGGAAUGGUUGAACAGCGCAAGCAAUGUAUAAGUUUGUAAUGUAGUAAAUACAGGUACUUUGUCGAUCAUUACUUUGCAGAU
This is a messenger RNA of Acipenser ruthenus (sterlet), 4075 nucleotides long. Its product is annotated as calmin-like. Lineage: Eukaryota; Metazoa; Chordata; Actinopteri; Acipenseriformes; Acipenseridae. Bases 289 to 3132 code for a protein of 947 amino acids. The transcript has 13 exons. Gene Ontology annotation, molecular function: actin filament binding. The record is from RefSeq and is a predicted model, not a curated record. Gene Ontology annotation, biological process: nuclear migration. Gene Ontology annotation, cellular component: meiotic nuclear membrane microtubule tethering complex; cytoplasm; nuclear outer membrane.